AGCCCAUCUCAGUAAACCAUGGCAUACCAGCUGUAUAGAAACACCACGCUAGGGAACAGUCUUCAGGAAAGUCUGGAUGAGCUCAUACAGUCACAGCAGAUCACGCCUCAGCUGGCCCUUCAGGUGCUACUUCAGUUUGAUAAAGCUAUAAAUUCAGCACUGGCACAACGAGUCAGGAACAGAGUCAAUUUCAGGGGGUCUCUGAAUACAUACAGGUUCUGUGACAACGUAUGGACAUUUGUACUGAAUGAUGUUGAAUUUAGGGAGGUGACUGAACUUGUGAAAGUGGAUAAAGUGAAAAUUGUAGCAUGUGAUGGAAAAAACACUGGUUCCAAUACUGCAGAAUGAAUAGAACUCUGGUUUGUCUGCAGUAUUUUCUGUUAAUAUGCAGCACUUUUCCGGAGAGGAGCAUGGAAAGGGACUGUGUUCAUACUUAAUCCUUGUGAUGCAGAUGUGAGUUAAUGCAAACUAGAAAGCAUCACAGAGUUGAGAGCGGAAGAAACACCUGUAGCAUUUCUUCAGUUCACCUUAUAGGGCAUGAAUAUAAUGUUACUUUUUUUAAUUAUUAUUACAACAGAUACUGUUGCCUUUUUUUGUUCAAAAUAAUUUCUGUAAUAAACUUUUAUUUAAAAACUGGUGAA
Molecule: messenger RNA, 641 nt
Organism: Colius striatus (speckled mousebird)
Lineage: Eukaryota; Metazoa; Chordata; Aves; Coliiformes; Coliidae
Gene: GTF2A2
Product: general transcription factor IIA subunit 2
Exons: 4
Coding region: 19-348 (109 amino acids)
Biological process (GO): transcription initiation at RNA polymerase II promoter; RNA polymerase II preinitiation complex assembly
Cellular component (GO): transcription factor TFIIA complex
Molecular function (GO): TBP-class protein binding; RNA polymerase II general transcription initiation factor activity
Source: RefSeq, a predicted model, not a curated record